GAUCCUCAGACGCGCGCUGUUGCAGAUGUGCAGCCUGGCAGCGCUGGCGCGCGGCUGCCGGCCCGCCGCCAAGCCGUGCUGCCUGUGCUGGUGCUGCUGCUGCUCCUGCUCCUGGGCCAAGUGGCUGGCGGCGCGCGGCGCUGAGGCGGGCCCCGGCAAGAAGCCGCGCGACGCCGGCCCGCACGAGCCGCUGCUGCUGGACGGAGACGCGCCGCCGUCGCUGGAGGAGGUGCGCGGCUGGGGGCAGUCGUUCGAACGCCUCAUGCGCAGCGCGGCGGGUCGCAAGGUGUUCCGCGACUUCCUGCGCGGCGAGUACUCGGAGGAGAACAUCAUGUUCUGGCUGGCGUGCGAGGAGCUCAAGCGCGAGAGCGACCCCGACGCCGUGGAGGAGAAGGCGCGCUUUAUCUACGAGGACUACAUCUCCAUCCUGUCGCCCAAAGAGGUGUCGCUGGACUCGCGCGUGCGCGAGAGCGUAAACCGCAACAUGGUGGAGCCCACGCCGCACACGUUCGACGAGGCGCAGCUGCAGAUCUACACGCUCAUGCACCGCGACUCCUACCCGCGCUUCGUCAACUCGCCGCUCUACAAGACGCUGGCGCGCCUGAGCGCGCCCGAACCGGAGCCCGCCGCGCCGGCCGCGCCGCCCGCCGCGCCGGCCGCGCCGCUGGCCGCCGUCACGCACCACGGCGCGCCGUGA
This is a messenger RNA of Pararge aegeria (speckled wood butterfly), 697 nucleotides long. It is a transcript of the gene Dhit, whose product is annotated as regulator of G-protein signaling rgs-2. NCBI's taxonomy places the organism in Eukaryota, Metazoa, Arthropoda, Insecta, Lepidoptera, Nymphalidae. The transcript has 5 exons. The record is from RefSeq and is a predicted model, not a curated record. The coding region runs from base 26 to 697 and encodes 223 amino acids.